GUGAAAGUCUCUCCGAGGUUUCACCGGGAGAAGAGGAGCGCCGUGGAAAAAGGUUUCAACUUCUGCGGAGGCAGCAGAAGCAAAACUGCAGUCGGGGUGUACGUAACGUACUUCUGCACGCUGUGCGAAAGGACGAAGAAUGCGAGAAAGAAGCGUAAUGCCCUGCUGAAUUUAUUCGGUUGAUUCAAAUCGUAACAACGACGCGCUAUCAAGGGUGUGAUAAAGUCGUGACGCAUUUAUUACACAAUUAAUUAAUAAAAAUAUAAAUAACGAAAGAUAACAAAUGAAUUAAGUGUAACUAUUUGAAGAGACGCGUGAAAAAUAUAAAAAUGAGUUUUUACGAUUGAGAAAGUGGAAAAGUGACCGAUAUAAGUAAAGGUGUUACACAUAUAGGAUUUCACUUGAAAACUAUAGAAAAAGAAAGGAAGGGGUCAAGAAAGAAUCUCCUGAACGGGACAAGUUUGCAUCCCGUGGUAAAAGAAAACUGGAGGAUGCCGGCAGAAACGUCAAUCUAUUGGAGUUCGGUCGACUCUCGAAGAUCGACCUCCGGCAGUUCCGGAAGCGGCGGCGGCCGGCAUUACGUGGACCCGUGGGACCUGGAGAACUAUGCUUAUCUACGUCGGCACAGCGUCGCCGACGUGCCACGCCGUACGCGACGGCCUCCCACGCAUGAACGUUCCUUCCGCGAUGCACCGCGAGCACGCUCGGAAUAUUGGUACGCGUCCUCACCGAGAGAGCCUGAGUACGAUGGUUCUCCGUAUGCGCAGGAAUUAUACCGCGGACCAGUUAGGCCAACAAACAAUGGCUGCUAUUAUCAGCAAGCUAUCUACGAGGACGAGGGAAUGGAUUACGCCGCGCCGCUUCCGGUCUACGCUCCCGUGCUCGAAAUUUCUAGAGUCCCGCCGCAAGAAGAAAGAAACUUAUCACAUGCGAUUUACGACGACAGAUACAUGAUAGAGACGAUGCCACCGCCGCAUAUUGAUUUAAACACGUAUGGUCACUUGAAGAUUGACUACACAAACAGCUGGAACUCUCUCAAUCGUCGAAUUAGCAAAUAGAAAACUGGGUUCAUGAACAAGAGAUGAAUUCCAGUACGCAAUAUUUUUUUCUCAAAUUCAAUGUGUGGACAUUCUGAAAAAGAUAUUAUUUAUAUACCAAAAUAUGUUACAUAAAUAAUUCUGCUAAUCAUAUAAUCCUUACACAGUUAAAACUAAGAGGAAAAUAUUCGCAGCAAAUUACAUUACUUAUUUCCUCGCGUUUAUUUCACUUAUUUAUUGUCUAUUAACUCUUUACUUUAUGUUUAUUAAGGUAUUAUGUAUUAUAUAUUAGUUAUAUCUGUUUCAUAUUGUCUUCCAUGAAAUAUUUUACAUAUAAAAUAAAAUAUUAAUAAAUUAUUUACACAAGAAAAUCUACACGCGAUAUAUACAUACACGUGUACCUUAGUAUGAUACCAAAGAAAACAAAUUGUAUCAGA
This is a messenger RNA of Odontomachus brunneus, 1474 nucleotides long. RefSeq lists its product as uncharacterized. The transcript has 5 exons. The record is from RefSeq and is a predicted model, not a curated record. Lineage: Eukaryota; Metazoa; Arthropoda; Insecta; Hymenoptera; Formicidae. The coding region runs from base 492 to 1058 and encodes 188 amino acids.